CAACUAACAGAAAAUACUCACACUUUUAUUGUUGUUAGUUUGUUACGACACCAUAACUGAUAAAAUGCCAGAAGCUCACCUGUGAAGCCAAGUCAAGUUACCUUCUUCUUCGGUCUCUUCCACUCUCUUCCUCAUUUCAUUUCAUUUCUAUUCAAUUCGCUUUCACUCGCUCUAUUCAAAGUCAGUCUUCAACCGCUUCGUUUUGUUCGUUGUUUCUUGGACUCGGUGCCGUGACCGGUUCACAGUGAAUGGAUCUCGGUUGGAUCUUGAGGUAAUCGGUGUUGAGAGAUGGUGGAGGAGUUGAAGUGAAACGGCGUCGGUUAUCGAGAUAAAUGAAGCGAAAACAGCAGAAAUUGCACUUGUAUAGAUGGAAGCGGAAGGUUUUCGCCGCCAUUUUGAUUGGAUUCUGUUUCGGCAGUCUGGUGUUGAUGCAGACUCAGUACACGAGAAUUGUAUCUCUACGACAUCGUUUCGCUCAAAAGCCGAAAAUUGCUUUCCUAUUCAUUGCCAGAAAUCGGCUCUCUCUCGAAAUGGUUUGGGAUAAAUUUUUCGAGGGAGGGGAGAAUAGAUUCUCAAUUUUUGUUCACUCAAGGCCUGGAUUUCUUUUCAAUAAGGCAACAACAAGAUCGGUCUACUUUUUGGGUCGUCAAGUUAAUGAUAGUACACAGGUAGAUUGGGGAGAAGCAAGCAUGAUUGAGGCAGAGCGUAUAUUGCUUAGACAUGCGCUUGAGGAUCCUUACAAUGAGCGCUUUGUUUUUCUAUCAGACAGCUGCAUACCUCUGUACAACUUCCGCUAUACAUACAACUAUAUCAUGUCGACAUCAACUAGUUUUGUGGACAGCUUCGCUGAUACAAAGCAGGGCCGGUAUAAUCCGAAAAUGGCUCCUGUUAUCCCUGUUCAUAACUGGAGGAAGGGAUCUCAGUGGGCUGUUCUGACCAGAAAGCAUGCAGAGGUUGUUGUAAAUGACACUACUGUGUUUCCAGUUUUUCAACAGCAUUGCAAGAGGAGAUCACUACCUGAGUUUUGGCGGGAACGCUCAGCUCCGGUUGAUCCAGCAAAGGAACAUAAUUGUAUACCAGAUGAACAUUAUGUUCAGACUUUACUGGCUCAAGAAGGCCUUGAAGGAGAACUCACACGAAGAUCAGUGACAUAUUCUGCUUGGGAUCUUUCUUCCUCCAAAGACCACGAACGCCGUGGUUGGCAUCCUGUGACUUAUAAAUACUCUGAUGCCACUCCCAAGCUUAUUCAAUCUAUAAAGGAAAUUGAUAAUAUAUAUUAUGAAACUGAAUACCGGAGAGAAUGGUGUAGCAGCAAAGGGAAACCAUCCCGAUGUUUCCUUUUCGCCCGAAAAUUUACCAGGCCUGCUGCUCUCCGCCUUCUUAAUAUGUCUGUGCUGGGAGGUGAGGGCGUUGAAGCAAGGAAUGAAACAGUGGCAAAUAUAGAGAUAAUUGAGAGCCCUGUAAAUUAGAGAUGCUGAAGGGCUCGAAAAAGAGGGAAAUGUCUAGUACGGUGGUAUAUAUUUUCUCAUUUUUUUUCUAAAUACAUAUAAAUAAAAUGGAG
Molecule: messenger RNA, 1561 nt
Organism: Pistacia vera
Lineage: Eukaryota; Viridiplantae; Streptophyta; Magnoliopsida; Sapindales; Anacardiaceae
Product: glycosyltransferase BC10
Exons: 12
Coding region: 333-1469 (378 amino acids)
Cellular component (GO): membrane
Molecular function (GO): glycosyltransferase activity
Source: RefSeq, a predicted model, not a curated record